AUGGCCCGGCCAACUCCCAGUUCGUACAAAGAUUUUACCUCAUAUCGAUCCAAAUUGAACCCCUCACUGUCUGGCCUCAACCAGUAUUUGAAUCGGGAAACUGUGGCCGUGAGCGCGGUCACAGUCUUAGAAUUCGGGGAGCAUGGGGCAACAUCUCAACAUAAAAUGGCAGAAGGAGCCGAUUUAUCUCAUUUGACUGCUGCGAGCUCCUCGGUUUCCACGAGAAUCAUCCUUAUCGAAGACAUCAGCCCACGACUAAUUAGCAGCGUGGGUGCAGCAUUUGAUAUUGACCCUUCCUUUUUUGCUGGCUACAUCAGCACGUAUUUUGAGGCUAUUGAGACUAAACCGCCAACGCCCUCACUUGCAACACUCCCAUCUGUCACUGCUGAAAGGGGCUAUCUUCAUCUUCAUUAUCAUCGUGUCAUGGAUUUGGGGAGUGCAGAGAGCUUUACUACUGAUACACCUUAUGCGUUGAACAGCGAUGGAAAUGUUGCUCGAAAUGUCAGACGACUCCCACCUUUGUCGGGAAGACAACUCGCUCUUGCCCGCGCGUGCUUGUUUCUGGUUGAUGCGCCGAUUAAUGUUGUCCUUGAAACCGGGAAAUUAAAUAACCGCUAUGAUGUCAAACCCUUACAUGGUGGCUACGAGGACUUUAACCCAUCGCCAACAUUCUCAUCAUUCUCACUUGGUAUAGAAAAGGACCUAGACUGCAAUCGGUCAAUGGCUGGCGGCAUACUCCGCCAUUUCAUGAUACCUCCGGUGUUCUCACCAGUCUCACCCCAAAUCCUUAGCAUUAGCUACUACGCUCUCCGAGUGAGUCUUUCUGAAUGGCUGCUCUACACGCUCCUCAUAAGUCGAUACUGUAAGCACUAUGAGUACUCCCUCAACGACAUCUCCACAAGGCUCCAUGACAAUGAUAUCAUUGAUCUACAACGUUGGCGACGUCGAACCAAACAGAGCCUCCAAAAAUUGGCAAUCCUCGCGCACUUCGUCGAGUACUGGGGGCAGGGGCUCGACAAACAGGCCGGGGAUAUGAUGCUGAAUGACAUACAGUAUAUUCAAAAGCAAUUGGAUGACUACAGUCGGUCACUCGAGCAGAUGCUCGCGGUAGCAACCUCCAUGGUACAGCUCCUCGACUCACGCCGCUCGAUUCUGGAGGCUGUGAGUGUCAGGCGACUAACGUACAUUGCACUUGUUUUUGUGCCAUUGUCCUGGGUUUCAAGCCUGUUUAGCAUGUCGGACACCUACUUGCCCGGGCAUGGCCGGUUCUGGUACCAAUCGCGAAUCCUACGCAACUUCUCCUUGUCAUCGCUUUGGAAUCAUCGAAUCGCGCAUCAAACCCGUCAAAUUACGACGUCGCCAAAACCCAGCGACCCGGUCACGUCAAUCAGCGAAAUCAGGCAACGUUGUGGGCUAAUGUUCAACAGAGAUGAUAUUCAGCGUGCUGUCGCCUGGGUUGGUGUUUUCGGUUCAUUCUCACGUUAUAAACAAACCCCAUUAAGCGAUGUCGAUCUACUCGUGGGUUUCAAAAAGGAGGCAUCCAAAGACGAUAUUUACUUUUUGGGAGAUUUGACAGGAGAGUUGGAAGGCGUGCUUGAAAGAGAUGUCGAUGUGCUCUAUAUGCAGUAUCAACAACCCUUAGACUUCAUCAGAUGCCAGGCUCUAGUCACUGGUAAAACAGUAUACGGCUCUUAUGAAUGGCUGCAAAACCACCAGCCUCUGGCGGAAAGACUGCUCUUUGACACACAAAGCAGAUUUGUCGAGGCUUUGCGUCUAAUGAAGAAAAUUGUCGAAAGCCUAGCGCCUCUUUCCGAAAAGGAAUUGUUUUCAUCUUCCUCUUUCUUUGCUGAUCUGAUCGGAAAUUUGGAGAAACUUCUUCAUCUACUCUACUCAGAAGACCAAGAUGCCGAAGGAAUAAAUAGCCAUUUCGAUGUCCUUUAUGAAUGGACGAAGCCGCUCCCUUCAAUCAUUCAGCGGUACCAAACAAGAGGCCUCCGUUCAUUUGAAAGAGAGAACCGAGAAUGCCUUUGGCAUCUUUUGACUACGGAUCUACCAGACCGCGCUCUGUCGCUGCAGAAGAUAUACCUGCCUAUUCUCCAGGAAGUCUUUGACACGAAAAAACUAGAAUUGGAUUAUAGCACGAUGGAAGAGAGUUGA
Molecule: messenger RNA, 2157 nt
Organism: Clonostachys solani
Lineage: Eukaryota; Fungi; Ascomycota; Sordariomycetes; Hypocreales; Bionectriaceae
Source: the annotation of a GenBank genome assembly